AUGACGUGCCCGGAGGAGAGCUACACCUCGGUGCUCGUCACGCGCUACUGCCGCUCGUCGCCGCUGCUCAAGACGUUCUCCGAGAAGAACAAGACGAUCCUCUGGCGCCAACUGUGGAUUUGGCUGGCCGAGGCGGAGCUGGAGCUUGGGUUGAAGCAGAUCACCCAAGAAGCCGUCGACGAGCUGAAGGCCAACCGCGACAACAUCGACUGGCCGCUGGUGCGCGCCGAAGAAAGGCGGCUGAAGCACGACGUGAUGGCGCACAACCACACGUACGGAAAGAUUUGCCCGAAGGCCGCCGGCAUCAUCCACCUCGGCGCCACGUCGUGCUACGUCCAGGACAAUGCCGACCUGAUCUGCAUCCGGGAGGCCGUCGACCACAUUUUACGAAGAGUCGCCAUCGUGCUGCACCGGAUCGGCGUGUUCGCCGACAAGCACAAGGACACGGUUACAGUUGGGCGCACCCACUACCAGACGGCGUCUCUGGUCACCGUGGGCAAAAGAGCGGUCAUUUGGGCCCAAGAACUGGUGCUCGCCUUCAAGCAGAUUGAGCAUUUCCGCGAGACGAUCAAAUUCCGCGGGGUCAAGGGCGCCACGGGGACCCAGGAUUCGUUUUUGACGCUGUUCCAGGGAGAUGAGGAUAAGGUAGAGCAACUCGACGAGCUGGUCACGAAGAAAGCCGGCUUCUCCCAGCGAUUCUUCAUCACCGGCCAGACGUAUUCUCGACAGCAGGACGCCCAUCUCAGCUUUGGGCUGGCCGCCCUAGGCGCUGCGAUAAAGAAGAUCUCGACGGACAUUCGAAUCCUGCAGGCCUUCGACGAGCUGCUCGAGCCGUUCGAGAAGGACCAAAUUGGCUCGUCGGCGAUGCCCUACAAGAAGAACCCGAUGAAGGACGAGAGGUGCUGCUCCAUCGUCCGCGCCCUUCAGCAGUUGCCCGCGGAAGCGCUGUCGAUCCUGUCGGACCAAGGGCUCGAGCGCACGCUGGACGACUCCGCCGGCCGCCGUCGCUGGAUCCCCGAAGGAUUUCUGCUCGCCGACGCGGCUCUCGAUGUUUUGCAAAACAUCUUCGAGGGUCUGACCGUCCAGCGCGAGAACGUGGACGACCUCGUCGCCCGGGAAUUGCCAUUCCUCGGCCUCGAGAAGGCGAUGAUGUACCUGACAGAAGAAGGCGUAGACCGGCAACAGGCUCAUUCCGUCAUUCGUGAGACGGCACUGGCCGCCAAGCAGCGCCAAAAGAAGCAUUCGGUCGACAUGGCCGAGAUGCUGCACGACCCCUUCUUUGAUAAGGUACGCGACCGGGUGCUGGCCCUCGUCUCCAAGCCGCUGUCGUUCACCGGGCGCUGCGUCACCCAGACGACACGCUUCAUCAAGGAGGAAAUCGACCCGAUCGUCUCCAAGUAUGUGAGGGAGGAAGAUCUGAAGAAAUGGCUUGGCAGGCCAAACCUCGGCAGCGUCUUCAUGCCAUUCGGGCCGCGCGGGCAGUGCCUCUACACGUCGUGCUACUGCGAAGAAAAUAUUCUCAAGCUUUGCGCCCGAAUACCUGCAGAUCGGCACGAUGCCUUCUUCGUCGUUUUCCUAUCAAAUGUGGAAAGGGCGUUUCCGAUAUUCGAACAGAAAGCUUGCCGAGAAGAUCGUGACUACGUGAUUUGGGACUACCACGUGAUUCUCGUUGAGAAGGCCGACAGCGUGUCCAAGGUCUACGAUCUCGACACAAGGCUCGAUUUCCCGUGCCCAUUUACCGAAUAUUGCGAAGAAUCAUUCCCCAGCGAGUGGAAAUUCCCGCCGGAAUGCGCCCGAAAGUUCCGCAUCCUCCCGGUGGCUGUCUACUUGGAGCACUUUUCCAGCGAUCGGCGGCACAUGCGCAAAGCAGACAACACGUGGAACUCGCCGCCGCCGAGCUGGGAGCCCAACUUCCGCGUUGAGCUUGGCCACAACCUCGACGAGUUCAUCAGAAUGGACGCCGACUCUGCGGUAUCACACGUCUCGACGGUGCUCGACGAAGAAGCUUUUUACGGGUAUUUUUUA
Molecule: messenger RNA, 2025 nt
Organism: Mesorhabditis spiculigera
Lineage: Eukaryota; Metazoa; Nematoda; Chromadorea; Rhabditida; Rhabditidae
Source: the annotation of a GenBank genome assembly